This is a messenger RNA of Acomys russatus (golden spiny mouse), 1345 nucleotides long. It is a transcript of the gene Uxs1, whose product is annotated as UDP-glucuronate decarboxylase 1. Gene Ontology annotation, cellular component: cytoplasm. Gene Ontology annotation, biological process: D-xylose metabolic process. Lineage: Eukaryota; Metazoa; Chordata; Mammalia; Rodentia; Muridae. The record is from RefSeq and is a predicted model, not a curated record. The transcript has 15 exons. Gene Ontology annotation, molecular function: NAD+ binding; UDP-glucuronate decarboxylase activity. Bases 73 to 1335 code for a protein of 420 amino acids.
GGGCUCGGGCCGCCGCGCUUUGUGCAGCGGCUGGCCGGCGCGGCAGGCCCUGGGCCGGUGCGGUUCCCGGGCAUGCUGAGCAAGGGGCUGCUGCGCCUGGUCUCUUCAGUCAACCGCAGGAGGAUGAAGCUGCUGCUGGGCAUCGCGUUGCUCGCCUACGCCGCCUCCGUUUGGGGCAACUUUGUUAACAUGAGGUCUAUCCAGGAAAAUGGUGAACUAAAGAUCGAAAGCAAGAUUGAAGAGAUUGUUGAACCGUUAAGAGAGAAAAUCAGAGAUUUGGAGAAAAGUUUCACCCAGAAAUACCCACCAGUAAAGUUUUUAUCAGAAAAGGACCGGAAAAGGAUUUUGAUCACUGGAGGUGCGGGCUUUGUGGGCUCCCAUCUGACUGACAAACUCAUGAUGGAUGGCCAUGAGGUGACCGUGGUGGACAACUUCUUCACAGGCAGGAAGAGAAACGUGGAACAUUGGAUUGGCCAUGAGAACUUUGAGCUGAUUAACCAUGAUGUGGUGGAGCCUCUCUACAUUGAAGUUGACCAGAUAUAUCACUUGGCAUCUCCAGCUUCCCCUCCAAACUACAUGUACAACCCCAUCAAGACACUGAAAACUAAUACAAUUGGAACACUAAACAUGUUGGGACUGGCAAAGCGUGUGGGUGCCCGUCUGCUCCUGGCCUCCACAUCUGAAGUUUAUGGAGAUCCUGAGGUCCACCCUCAAAGUGAGGACUACUGGGGCCACGUGAAUCCCAUAGGACCCCGAGCCUGCUAUGACGAGGGCAAACGCGUUGCAGAGACUAUGUGCUAUGCCUACAUGAAGCAGGAAGGUGUGGAAGUACGGGUGGCGAGAAUCUUCAACACCUUCGGGCCACGAAUGCACAUGAAUGAUGGGCGGGUGGUCAGCAACUUUAUCCUGCAAGCACUACAGGGGGAGCCACUCACGGUAUAUGGAUCUGGGUCUCAGACACGGGCAUUCCAGUAUGUCAGUGAUCUGGUGAACGGCCUAGUAGCACUCAUGAACAGCAACGUCAGCAGCCCUGUUAACUUGGGGAAUCCAGAAGAACACACCAUCCUGGAAUUUGCUCAGUUAAUUAAAAACCUUGUUGGUAGUGGAAGUGAAAUUCAGUUUCUCUCUGAAGCCCAGGAUGACCCACAAAAAAGAAAACCAGACAUCAAAAAAGCAAAACUGAUGUUGGCAUGGGAACCUGUGGUCCCAUUGGAGGAAGGGUUGAACAAAGCCAUCCACUACUUCCGGAAGGAACUAGAAUACCAGGCCAAUAACCAGUAUAUCCCCAAACCUAAGCCUGCCAGAGUGAAGAAGGGCCGGACGCGCCACAGUUGAGGUAGCCUUA